This is a messenger RNA of Alnus glutinosa, 1614 nucleotides long. RefSeq names its product IAA-amino acid hydrolase ILR1-like 1. The coding region runs from base 37 to 1374 and encodes 445 amino acids. Lineage: Eukaryota; Viridiplantae; Streptophyta; Magnoliopsida; Fagales; Betulaceae. The record is from RefSeq and is a predicted model, not a curated record. Gene Ontology annotation, cellular component: endoplasmic reticulum. Gene Ontology annotation, molecular function: IAA-Ala conjugate hydrolase activity. Gene Ontology annotation, biological process: auxin metabolic process. The transcript is spliced from 5 exons.
UUUUAUCCUGUAUCGAAGGACCACAACUAAGCCAACAUGGACUUUCUGCCACUCAUAUUCCUAAUCUCCAUGGCCAUACCCCAUAGCUUUUCUUUGAACUCUCAAACUGCCGGCCAUGAGAAUUGCGUCAGCUCUCACACAACCCAUCAGAAUUCUUCAGCGAGAGACCGGAUUAUUGGGUUGGCUAAUGAUCCCAACACAGUAGAUUGGAUGAAGAAGGUUAGGAGAGAAAUUCACGAGCACCCAGAGCUUGCAUACGAAGAAUUCAAGACCAGUGCGCUCAUUAGGCGUGAGCUUGAUCAACUGAGUGUCACGUAUCGGUGGCCCGUGGCACGGACCGGGGUCGUAGCCACCAUUGGGUCUGGUUCCCCACCCUUUGUUGCUAUUAGAGCGGACAUGGACGCUUUGCCAAUUCAGGAAGCGGUAGAGUGGGAACACAAGAGCAAAGUAGAGGGCAAAAUGCACGCCUGUGGCCAUGAUGCACAUGUUGCCAUGCUUCUUGGCGCUGCAAAGAUACUGCAAGAACUGCGAGACAAAUUACAGGGUACUGUUAUUCUUAUAUUUCAACCUGCCGAGGAGCGCGGGGAAGGUGCAAGAGACAUGAUCAAAGAAGGAGUGCUUGAAAAUGUAGAGGCCAUUUUUGGGUUGCACAUAGUGCCUCGGUAUCCAAUCGGUGUUGUUGCAUCUCGUCCUGGAGAAUUUCUGGCUGGGUGUGGCAGCUUCAAAGCGAAGAUCAACGGGAAAGGUGGUCACGCAGCAAUUCCACAACACUCUAUUGAUCCAAUUUUGGCUGUAUCAACAUCAGUAAUUAGCUUGCAAAAUAUUGUUUCGAGGGAGGUUGACCCUUUAGAUUCUCAGGUGGUUUCUGUUGCCAUGAUCCAAGGAGGGACGGCAUUUAACGUCAUCCCGGACUCGGCUACAAUAGCUGGGACUUUCAGGGCUUUCAGCAAGAAAAGCUUUUUUGAUCUCAGGGAAAGAAUAGAAGAGGUUAUAAAAGGACAGGCGGCAGUACAUCGUUGCUCUGCUGAGAUUGAUUUUUUAGGAAAGGAACAUCCCACAAUUCCCCCGACCGUAAAUGACGAUAAAAUUUAUGAACAUGUACGCCGUGUCUCAAGUGAGAUAGUGGGAGAAGAGAACAUAAAAUUAGCUCCUUGCUUCACGGGGAGUGAAGAUUUCGCUUUCUACUUGGACAAGGUACCUGGAUCCUUCCUAUUUUUAGGCACAAGAAACGAAAAGAUUGGAGCUGUAUAUCCUCCACAUAGCCCUUACUAUAUCGUCGACGAGGAUGUGCUUCCCAUCGGGGCAGCCAUACAUGCAACAUUUGCACAUUCAUACCUUUCGGAUUUAACACGAAAGUUGCAUUCUCGUUGCUGACAGCCACAGGGGACGUCUUGUAUUUUUCAGAAUCUUCCGCAAAUUGAUCAUCAAAUUAAGGUGGUAUAUAUAUUACAGAUGAUCAUGCAAUCUUUCAGUUUCUUCUUGCCUUGGUGACGGGAAUAUAUUCUUUGGGAAAGUGGAUUCAAUGAAAUGAUUUUAUUGGGUUUUAACAUAAACAACUGCAAAAGAUCGAACAAAAAAACUAGUAUAUAUUAUAUUUUAGACAUUGGGUUUGUC